Chelmon rostratus (copperband butterflyfish) is the source of this 4525-nucleotide messenger RNA. It is a transcript of the gene gjb7, whose product is annotated as gap junction protein beta 7. NCBI's taxonomy places the organism in Eukaryota, Metazoa, Chordata, Actinopteri, Chaetodontiformes, Chaetodontidae. The transcript is spliced from 2 exons. Gene Ontology annotation, biological process: cell communication. The coding region runs from base 204 to 1010 and encodes 268 amino acids. The record is from RefSeq and is a predicted model, not a curated record. Gene Ontology annotation, cellular component: connexin complex.
AAUUCACAGUCAGCUCGAAAGACAACAGCGUGUGAUGCUGCGGAUAUCAUACCGUGGUGUUUGCAGUAAGGUGGUUGUGGUUGGAUGAGGUGUGGCACAGAGCCGUGCAGGUGUUCAGCAGAGGAGACACAGCACAGCCCCGGCACUGCCAGCUGUUACUCACAGGAGAAACCUCCCAGGCACCUCCGGAGACUAAGACGAAGAUGAACUGGGGCUUUCUGGAAAACAUCCUCACUGGGGUGAACAAGUACUCUACUGUGAUUGGGCGCAUCUGGCUCUCUGUGGUCUUUCUCUUCAGGAUCCUGGUGUAUGUGGCGGCAGCCGAGCAGGUGUGGAAGGACGAGCAGAAGGAUUUUGUGUGCAACACCAGGCAGCCCGGUUGUGAGAACGCAUGCUUCGACCACUUCUUCCCCAUCUCGCAGGCGCGUCUCUGGGCUCUGCAGCUCAUCAUGGUAUCCACCCCAUCCCUGUUGGUGGCUCUGCAUGUGGCCUACAGGGAGCACCGGGAGGCCAAACACAAGCGAAGAUUGUACAAGGACAAAGGAAGCAUUGAUGGUGGUCUGUUCUGCACCUACACCAUCAGCCUUGUCUUCAAGACAGCCUUUGAGGUGGGCUCCCUACUCGCUUUCUACUUCCUGUACAAUGGCUUUGAGGUGCCCAUACUGCUCCGCUGUAGCCAGAAUCCCUGUCCCAACACGGUGGAUUGUUACAUUUCCAAAGCCACAGAGAAGAAGAUCUUCCUCUACAUCAUGGGCUGCACCUCCAUUCUGUGUAUCACUCUGAAUUUUGUGGAGCUUAUGUACAUUGUGUGGAAGCAGUUGUGUAAAUGUUUCACCAGGCGGUACAUCCACAUGGAAGAAAAGGCUUUCAGCCACUGCCGGCCACCUGUUUCCAUUGUCAACAAGUUUGCCUCGAAUGAGCUCAUCGUAGACACAGAAGACAGCACAAAACAGCCUGCAUCCACAGCUGAAAACCAGCCAGUCCAGUCCUCGAGGGCUGGGACUGACUGAACACUCAUGCUCCCAGUGAAACCACAGUGAAACUUACCUGCUUACCUGACAAACUGGCAUGGACAGUGCUGACAAGUGGCAGUUUGUACAACUUCAACGGUAUAAUUGGGCCUAAAUAGAGAAAAGCUAUGGUGAGUGUCACAUUAUUUAUUAGGUGACUUUACUUACAGACAGUAAAUACCAGUUAAAUCGUUAAGGAAAUGUAUGUAAUUACACUUUGAUUUUUUAACUCCUGACUGGACAAAAUCUGUAGUUAAAGAAUCAGUUCCACAUUGCUCCAUUUCAACUUUAAUAGUUGUAACUCAAAUUCAACACCUCUCCCUAUUGGUUAAUCUGACAUUCUGCCAAUUUUACACAUGAAGAUCCUUUUACUCAUUAUCAUAAGCACACACUAUUUAGCCUGUGAAAACAUUUGUAUGUCUUCUGAUGCUUAAGUAGCAUAAAUACUUAAAGACUUGUCCCUAUUUUAAACAUGACCUUUCUGUUUCAGCAGUGCUUAAUGCUCCAUGUGAUCCGUCUUGUGGGUGCACAGGUCAAGUAUUUAACAUCAAAAAAGUCACGUGACCUGGGAAGACAUAGGACGUACCGUACAUAAGCCCACGUCAUCAUGAAAGAUGUCCCUUGUAGCUUUUCACUGGUAAUCCAUGAAUGCAGAAUGCAUCAAAGAAAGCCUAUAGUGCUUAGUUUUAGUACAGUUUCAUCCCCCAAGGGCUGCGAUCACAGCUACACUCCUAACUCUUAGCUGUCUGACCUGAUGCUGUUUUCACCUAUUAGGCUUUUGAGUGUUAAGUGUCUCUCUUUGUUAGCUUUAGGAGAAGUUUUGUUUUUUUAUAGGGGCCUGUUUUCCGAUCUCCUGUGAAGUUUUUUAUUGCUGUGUUCAGUGUUUGCCCUUGCAGUGAUCAAGGUGCUGGCUGUUUAUUUUCCUGGUAGUGUUUUUUAGCUUUAGUUCAUAUAUUCCUCCCUGAUGAGUGCUUUCACUUGUUAAAGCGUGUACCCCCUUAGUUUUGAUAAAAAGAGAGUGGGUAAAGCUUCUUUUGUUGUGAUUGCUGUAUGGUGUUCUGUUGCUGUACGUUAAAGAAGCAGCUUAUUCGCCCCCUAUUUUGUAAGUUAGCAGUACUAGUUUACUUGGGCCUUGUUUUGAUUUGAGUUUCAGAAAGUAAUCCUGGUUCCUGAUCUCUCUUAGUUAGGAGGCUUCUGCUCCUGAGCAAAUUGUUGUCUUGGGUGAACUGGAUUGGUUCGCAAUUUAAGUCGACACAUUAGCGUCAGAGUUUGCGGAGAUUAAAGAUUUACUCCUCAGCCUUCAGUCAGGCAAGAGGGCUGUGGCCAGGGUGGACAGGGCUAGGGCCCCUACCCCACCAGAAUGGAAUGAGGAUGCCCUGUCUACGAGGGCAUCCAGGGUAGUCUCAGCAGCUGCUUCAGGCACAAUUAAGCCAGUGUCCUUACGACGCUGGCAUUUUUUUCAUCUUAAGAGUCUUAACACACCCCGCCCCCCCUUCUACCAGAGCCUCAGUGAUGGCAUGUCUGUAGGCAUUUAACAGGAACAACAGGAGGUUGAAGUAUGGCCUUUUUCUUACGCUGUUGGGUAUGUUGACAUCAGCGGCAUCAAUAGUGCAGAUGGUGAUGAUGGUACUCAGUACUCAAACCCUCUUACCAUCAGAAAUGGGUUGUCACAGAGGUCUAUCCUUUGUCCUUUUACAGUUUACACUAUGCAUAAAUGACAUAAUUCUUCCAAAUCAGUACAUCAAUGCCCAUUUUCUGCUGCUGAUGCUAAUUUAUAUGCCCCAGACUCCACACCAGCCUAGGCCCUGACUCUGUGUUAGUCUGCCUUUGAUGCUUUCCAAUUAUUACUCCUUAAUCACAGACUAGUUUUAAAUGCAGAUAAAACCAAGGUCAUGGUAUUCUUUUCACCUCUGCCGGUGACUCUGACUGUCCUGCCAUUAAAACUGAAUCCUAAAUACUUAGGAGGUUUCAAAGUUCAUAUUCAACAUCUGAUUCAAGAAAUAAAAAUCAAACUUGGCUUCUUGUGUACAAUUAAAGGAAGUCUGUCUUCUUCCAACUGCAAAACUGUUGUGCAGUCAGCCUUCAUGCCUGUCCUUGACUAUGUAGAUGCUCUGUAUUGUCAUGCUGCCCCGUCAGCAAUUCAGCUGUUAAAACCUUCUGUAUCAUUGUGCUUUACCCUGUCUCACAAAUUUCAUGCUUAUCAUUGCUUCCUCCAUCGUACACUUGGAUGAACUUCUUUACAGUCAAGAUGAAACAGCCAUUUUGUGUAUUUCAUCUUCACCUUUAAACCUCUACUGUUGAAGCACAAUCCUUUUCACUUAAAUCUAUACAGCACAUCAUCCGGUGUACUCUAAAUCAUUGAUAUCCAAAUAUCCUUUAUGUACACUCUAAUGCCUAGCAGAACUGGUUUCAGGUACUAUGCACUUUUUAAAUGGAACGGACUGCAAACUGCCCUCAAACUAGAUUCCUACAUUACCCAUGGAGAUUUUAAAGCUGUAUUAUCUAAUGUUUCUUUUAUGAGUCUUGUAACUGAUUUUAUUAAUUCCUUGGUUAUUGUGUAGCUGUGUUGUUUCUGUUUGCCCAUUGUGUUCUCGUGAAUGUUUGUUGUUCUCAGGUCUCUCUUGGAGAAGACUGCCUAAAACAAAAUCUUAAACACUCAACCAGCACAUGUGUGACAUGGAUAAGAUCCAACUGUUUUUCCCAUAUGUGUAUAUAUGUAAAUGUAUAACAUAUAAAAUAUAUAAAUACAAGAGAUAAUUCUGGCUUGUAUGGACAUUAUACAUAGCAUUUAACAUAGCUGUAAUGUCACUAGUUUUAUUUUAACCCUCGUAUUGUCUUCCCAUCUACUAUAUGAUAUGCAAACACUUGAAAACGGGUCAAAAUUGACCCGAAGACAAUAGGAGGGUUAAGUUUCGUGUUGACUCAAAUAAAGUCUAUUAUUGUACACUGUUGUUCACAAGCAUUAUUUGACUUAUCAAAAUUAACCAUAUAGCCAAAUAUAAGGCCGAAUUCUGUGAUACAUUUGGUCAAAAAUGUAAUGGGGUCUGUCGGUGUCAAAAAGAUAUCAUAAGUGUACAGUAAAAUCUUUUGUUGUUUUUGUCCCACAAUAUUUGGGUUUCGUCUGACAGCCAUCACUGAAGGCUCAAUAGACACAGCCAAUAGACAAGAGACAGUGGGCUUCCUUGAGCCGUGCCUCCUCUCAAUUUAAAGGGAGCAGGUAGCAGACAAUUUGCUAGAACCGAGGAUGUAGGUGCUUUAUAUAAAAGUUUAAUCAACCCCAGAAAAUUUGACUGAAAGCCAGAUGUCAUUACUUCACACAUAUAUUCCCAUUAAAGUAUGUCAAAUGCCUUUUCAACAUCCAUAGGAAUGAUAGAUGCUAACGUCAAAUAUUUGUGGGAGCUUUCCAAACCAAAUCUUAUUUUGUUGGACAUCAGUGCUUUUGUAUCCAGUUCUCAGAUGCAUUUAGAGAUAAAUAUGCAGCUCUCAGUAGAUAUCUCUUCUAAACUGUCAAUCAG